AAUACGAUUAAAUUGGGAAUCUGGAAUAAACUAGCUUUGUACAGAGAUAAACAGAUUGAACCAGUGUGGCCGAACUGCGCUCAUGGAGUUAUUUUGAGCAGCUAAUAGGUUUUCUACAAGCGUACUGUGCGGUGUUUGUAAUGAGCAGGCUUGGGGGAAGGCGGUUUCUCAUCAGCAUUGUAGUAUGUGACAGCCGUGACAUGUGGGACUGGGCCGGAGACCGCUUGAGCGCGUGAUGGUCUUCAUUCCUUCGAGAGGAUUUUGAAGGAAGUCCGGGGUUUAGAAAAGAGUACAUAUAGUUCUCCGAUUCUCAUCAUUCAACAGCGUACUCUUAUCGACUUUAGGUAACAGCCUACUCAGAACUUAAUUUAGCUCGCCAAAUCUGCCAUAUAGCAAAAUUGCUCAUUCUUCACAAUGACACCGUCAAUAACACGCCACUGGAUCCUUUCCAAGAAGCCCACCGACCUUCCAAUCCUCUCCGGACCAGAUUCAACCUUCAGCCUCGCCACCAAACCACUCCCACCAGUAGAGGAUGGUCAAGUCAUGAUCAAAGUCCUCUACCUCUCCAACGACCCAGCCCAACGCCUCUGGAUCGACCCAAGCAUCGCCCCCGACCGCCUCUAUAUUGAACCCGUCGAAGUAGGCGAUACCAUGGCCUCCUACACGUGUAUCUGCGAGAUCAUCGAGUCUAAAGCUACGGAUCUGACAAUCGGAGCGUUGAUCCUUGCUGAUGUUGGGUGGAGCGAGUACGCUGUCUUGCCGGCGGAGAAUUGCAUACCCAUCAACCCGAUCAAGGGUUUGAAACCUGUGCAUUAUGUCAGUCUUUUUGGUGUAGCGGGUGUGACGGCCUACUACGGGCUUGUCGACAUUGCGAGGACCACUGCAAAUGAUGCGGUGGUGAUUAGUGGUGCUGCAGGUGCUGUUGGUUCUAUCGCUGUGCAGAUUGCGAAGAAUGUGUUGGGUUGUAAAAGGGUGAUCGGAAUUGCUGGGACUGAUGCGAAAUGUCGAUGGGUUGAAAGUUUGGGAGCGGACAUUUGUCUGAACUAUACGAGCAAGGAUUUCGAGGUGGCAUUGAAGGAGGCUACAGACGGGUUUGUCGAGGUCUUCUUCGAUAACGUGGGAGGUGAGAUUCUGGACCUGAUGCUCACAAGGGUAAAGAAGGACGGGAGGAUUGCGGCUUGCGGGGCCAUUGCUGAAUAUAAUGGAGGAGAGCGAAGUGGGAUCAAGAAAUGGUACCACGUCAUUGCGAUGAGGCUCCAGAUUCGGGGAUUUGUGGUUCUUGAUGCAAUUCCGACGGGGAGGUGGACUGCGAUUGUGGAGGCACUGGUUCAGGGGUUCCAGGAUAGAAAGAUCAAGGCCACUGAUGAAGGGUUGACGAUUCGGCAAAGUUCGUUCGAGGAUGUUCCGAAAACUUGGAUGGGACUUUUCGAUGGCCGAAAUAGUGGCAAAUUGCUCACUCAACUUUUGUAGUCUCGCGCUCUAGGUUGGUGCUCGGCAAUGCUGUGUGUACACUGGAAAUAUAUAACCGCUCUACUCUUUUGAAAGGACUUGUACUAAUAAUGCCAAUGAC
Molecule: messenger RNA, 1570 nt
Organism: Eremomyces bilateralis CBS 781.70
Lineage: Eukaryota; Fungi; Ascomycota; Dothideomycetes; Eremomycetales; Eremomycetaceae
Product: NAD(P)-binding protein
Exons: 1
Coding region: 415-1470 (351 amino acids)
Molecular function (GO): oxidoreductase activity, acting on the CH-CH group of donors, NAD or NADP as acceptor
Source: RefSeq, a predicted model, not a curated record